Molecule: messenger RNA, 1283 nt
Organism: Anoplopoma fimbria (sablefish)
Lineage: Eukaryota; Metazoa; Chordata; Actinopteri; Perciformes; Anoplopomatidae
Gene: polr2c
Product: RNA polymerase II subunit C
Exons: 9
Coding region: 100-927 (275 amino acids)
Biological process (GO): DNA-templated transcription
Cellular component (GO): RNA polymerase II, core complex
Molecular function (GO): DNA-directed RNA polymerase activity; protein dimerization activity
Source: RefSeq, a predicted model, not a curated record
UAGUAAAUAGUUCCGUGGAGGCCUUCAACUCGAAGCAGCGGUAGUUGAGUGUGUUGUCGAAUUAAUAACGCCAAUUUUUAGGCUCAUUUCACUCCAAUAAUGCCGUAUGCUAACCAGCCUACGGUGAAAAUCACAGAACUGACGGACGAGAAUGUCAAAUUCGUCAUUGAAAACACCGACUUGGCGGUUGCAAACUCCAUCCGCCGAGUCUUCAUGUCAGAAGUCGCCACUAUAGCAAUUGACUGGAUCCAGAUCGAUGCCAAUUCCUCAGUACUGCACGAUGAGUUCAUUGCACACAGAGUGGGUCUCAUACCUCUCACAAGUGAUGACAUCGUGGACAAAAUGCAGUAUUCUAGGGACUGUACCUGUGACGACUUUUGCCCGGAGUGUUCCGUUGAGUUGACGAUGGACGUUCGAUGUACCGAGGACCAGACGCGUCAUGUCACCUCUCGUGACCUUUUGUCCAACAACCCCAGAGUCAUCCCGGUGACCUCCAGGAGUCGAGACAACGAUCCCAACGACUACGUUGAACAAGAUGACAUUUUACUGGUGAAGCUCCGUAAAGGUCAGGAGCUACGGCUCAGGGCGUACGCCAAGAAGGGCUUCGGCAAGGAGCACGCCAAGUGGAACCCAACAGCGGGGGUGUCCUUCGAGUACGACCCAGACAACGCACUGAGGCACACGGUCUUCCCGCGACCCGAGGAGUGGCCAAAGAGUGAAUACUCUGAGAUUGAGGAGGAUGAGGUUCAGGCUCCCUAUGACCCCAAUGGAAAGCCAGAAAGGUUCUUUUACAACGUGGAGUCGUGUGGCUCGCUGCGACCGGAGACCAUCGUCAUGUCAGCCCUGGCCGUCCUCAAGAAGAAGCUCAGUGACCUGCAGACUCAGCUGAGCCACGAGAUCCAGAGCGACGUGCUCACCAUCAACUGAAGACCACGCACCAACGGAACCGGACCUGCAUUCAUUCUGAUCCCGCGCUGCCUGGAUCACACAUACUGUUUAAGGAAUUGGAUGGAUCCUCCCCCUGUAUACAGGCCUCAGAUCUGUAUGUGUCUGUCAGCAAAAUAAAAUGUUUCAAUAUUUGAAAUCAACACACAUUAUUGGGAUUAACAUCCAUGUACAAACAUAUGAGAUUUCAGUACCAGCAGUGAUUGUAGCUCAAGCAGUGUGUGGGAGCUUGUCUCAGAAUGAAACAGAUUUUGGUAUUGUUGUCGGCAGUGUAUUUACACUAUUAGAUUAUUAUUUUGUUACAUGUAACUUUUUAAAUAAAUCUGUCCUGAGGAACU